Annulohypoxylon maeteangense is the source of this 1711-nucleotide messenger RNA. RefSeq names its product P-loop containing nucleoside triphosphate hydrolase protein. The transcript has 3 exons. NCBI's taxonomy places the organism in Eukaryota, Fungi, Ascomycota, Sordariomycetes, Xylariales, Hypoxylaceae. Bases 137 to 1570 code for a protein of 477 amino acids. Gene Ontology annotation, molecular function: GTP binding. The record is from RefSeq and is a predicted model, not a curated record.
UGAUGGAGAGGCAUUCUCGGCGCAACACAUGAACAAAACCGACUUAAUUUCUAAUCUCAUCUCUCAUCGCUAGGUAAAUUACCUAGGUACCGACCUAUAUUCGUAUAUUUUCUAGAGCAAGAUACAAUCGAGCACCAUGACGCAAUAUCCUCAUUCGGCUAGUAGUAACAAUGAUGUAUUCAUUGCAGUCAUGGGCGUUACCGGGGCUGGGAAGAGCACGUUUAUUUCUCAUUGUACAGAGAAUCAGGUAGAGAUAGGGCACGAUCUCCAAGCUUGUACUCAAGGAGUAGGAGUUUACAAAUCAUCGUUAUUCCAGAACAGAAACGUCUACCUCGUCGACACACCAGGCUUUGACGAUACGAACCGUACAGACAAGGAGGUCCUGAAGGAGAUCGCCAUCUGGCUGGGAAAGUCAUAUGAAGAGAAGAUCCAGCUUAGCGGUAUUAUCUAUCUCCAUCGAAUCACGGAUACCAGAAUGCAAGGAUCUGCGAAGAAGAACUUACUUAUGUUCAAAAAGCUAUGCGGACCACAAGCCCUUAAUCGCGUUAUCUUGGCUACGACGAUGUGGGAACGGCUUCCCAGCGAAGACAUGGGCGUAAAGCGUGAAAACGAACUAGUGAAUACAGAAGAGUUUUGGGGAUGGAUGACACGGCAGGGAUCAAAAGUUCGACGGCACCACAACACGGAAACUUCUGCCAAGAAUCUUCUUCAGAUCUUCGUGUCUUCUACCAAUGCCCCUAUUAAGCUUAAGAUCCAGGAGGAAAUCGUCGACAAGCACAAACAGUUGAGCGAGACAAGCGCAGGUAUCGAAUUAGAUAGUGCGCUAGCUCAAGAAAGAGAGAAGUACCGAAGAGAGCUAGAAGAGAUGAAAGAGGAGAUGAAGGAAGCCUUAGCCGCCCGUGAUAACGAGACAGCUAAUAUUAUACGGCAAACCCAACAAGAAGUCCUGGAUAAAAUCAAGAACCUGGACCGCGACCGACAGGAACUUAGGGUGUCUUUCGAAAAGAUGUACCAAGAACGUGUUGCACAGCUUGAAGGUCAGUUGCACCAGCAACACGAGGCAAAUCAGAAGAUGCACAGCUCUAUGCAGGAGAUGAUGGUAUCGAUUGAGCGAGAAAGGAGAAAAGUCAGGGAACCUCAAGCGAAGCAGAACGAAUUUCGGACCCAAACCAACAGCUGGACACCACGAUACGAGAAACCGAAACCGAAACCAAAGACACCCGCUAGAUCCGCGCCAUAUUCCUGUCUGGCCUGUAAAAAGGGAUUCUGGGAUAAGGAAUUGCUCUUCGAGCACCUCGAGGAACGCGAACGUGCUGGGAAAUCGCACGCAAGAGACAUUAACACCGGAAGGCCAGAGACGUUGCGCCGCAAGGGCCAACCCCUCCCAACCGCGGUUUUGCUUGGGUCACUUUUUACAUGCCUAGAAUGCCACAAAGGCUUCACGACUAGAGAUAGCCUCUUUGAGCAUCUUGAGAAACAGGAGCGGAUGGGAAGAUCGCAUGCGAGGGAUACGCGUACUGGAAGACCAGAAAGAUUAACGCGACGGAAAGGUAUUAAGAACCGCUCCUAAGAACCCAACUUGUGAUUUAUAGGUAGGUAGGGAUAGCGAGCAUUCUAUCACUAAUGGAAUUUUUUCCUUGCCGAGGUAGUCUUUCACGUUGAUAUAGGUACUAGCUAGUAUACCUUAAUAAGAGCAAAUCAUAUCAAGUCG